Colletotrichum spaethianum is the source of this 342-nucleotide messenger RNA. RefSeq lists its product as uncharacterized. Lineage: Eukaryota; Fungi; Ascomycota; Sordariomycetes; Glomerellales; Glomerellaceae. Bases 1 to 342 code for a protein of 113 amino acids. The record is from RefSeq and is a predicted model, not a curated record. The transcript has 2 exons.
AUGUUACAUCUCGCGAUCAUCUUGGCGGCCAUCGCGGCCCUCACCGGCGCGGCCACCGCCGCGCUGUGCACCCCGGCCGAGACCUACUGUGGCUCCAACCUCAUCAAAGCCGACAUGAGAAACCGCGCGGCCGUCGAGGACGCCCUGACCUCGGGCAGACAGCCCAUUGACGAGGCGCACAUCAACCAGUCCGUCUUUUGGUGUGCCCCGGCCGGCGUCCCGGUUCCGGGCAAAUCCGGACUGCUCUUUGUGACAUACUGCGGCCCUGUCAACGUCUGCGUUGAGGGCGGUGCACUGGGCGGUGUCGGCGAUGCGUGCGCGCCCCCGAAGGGCAGUGGAUGA